This is a messenger RNA of Phyllotreta striolata, 955 nucleotides long. Lineage: Eukaryota; Metazoa; Arthropoda; Insecta; Coleoptera; Chrysomelidae. The record is from the annotation of a GenBank genome assembly.
GUUCGAACUAUACAGACAAUCGAGAUGGCUUUGAGAAAAAUCGCCGUGGAGGAUUUGUACAAGAAGGACGAGAAGCUGAAGAAAGAGGACGUCGAUGCUUUGAUGGAUUGGAUUAGCAAGCAACCUCACCUGCCCCGAGCUUCAGAAUUGCAGGUGGCUUUGUUUUUGCACAGUUGCUAUUAUAGCAACGAGACGGCCAAAAGUACAAUAGAUGCCUAUUUUACGGUGAAAACGAUUUGUAGCGACAUUUUCGGUGCGAAAAACAUCGACGAACCCGUUUUACAGACAUCUUUGAGAACCAUCUUCAUAUCGCCUCUACCGAAGGCGACCGCCGAAGGCGAGAGGAUAAUCUUCGGGAAAUUGAUCGACACCGAUCCGGAAAAUUAUUUCCUCGCUUCCCAAUGCAACCUGUUCGAUUUGGCAACGUUGCAGCACAUCUAUCAAGAGGGCCCCGAUCAAGGCGUGCACAUCGUCAUUGACAUGAAAGGCGUCGUUUUCGGCCAUUUUCUCAAACUCAACCCGAUGGUCAUCAAAAAGUUCCUCUACUAUUUGCAGGAGGCGAUGCCCAUUCGUUUGAAGUCGUUGCAUUUCGUCAACAUCGUGUCGUUCAUGGAUAAAAUUCUGGCCUUGAUGAAACCGUUUAUGAAGAAAGAGCUAAUCGACGCCCUCUAUUUGCACAACGGCGUCGAGACGAUUUUCUCGCAACUUCCCAAAGAGCUGUUUCCGCAGGACUACGGAGGCGACGUCGAAUCCGUACCGAUUCUACACGAAAAAUGCAGACGAAAAAUCGUGGAAAACGCGGAGUUUUGGAAAUAUCUGGCCGAUCAAAGGGUAGACGAGACGAGGCGUCGCGGAAAAUCGAAAUCGAGCGAAAUUUUCGGCGUCGAAGGGAGCUUUAAAAAGCUCGAAGUCGAUUGAAUUGUUUUUUCGUUUCGCAAGGAGAAAAAAAUAUAAA